Molecule: messenger RNA, 1475 nt
Organism: Actinia tenebrosa (Australian red waratah sea anemone)
Lineage: Eukaryota; Metazoa; Cnidaria; Anthozoa; Actiniaria; Actiniidae
Source: RefSeq, a predicted model, not a curated record
AUGAGCGUCCAAGCUAUUCUUGUGAAUUGAUACAAGUUUUAUGCUCAAAAAUGCAAAAAGAAAUCAUUGUUUUGAGUGUAGUUUUAGUUUUUGUCUAUCCUGAUUGUCACAUUUCGAUAAGCUCCAUCGCUCUAGAGGGAUUUACUUACGGGAUCUUUAAAACAUCGGGAAUCAGAGAUUGUUUUCAGCAAUGCAGACAAGAGCCAUCCUGUCAGAGUCUUGACUAUUAUACUAAUAUAUCGCUGUGUGAGCUUAAUAACCGAACAAUUGCGCAGAAACCUUCGCAUGUGAAGAAACAAGUUGGUUCAACGUAUUUUGAAAACCCGUAUAAAGUUCCUUUGGGUUCGUCGGCAUCAGUUCCCGCAAUUUCAUGUCAAGAAAUCAACAACACAUCUUCUAGUGCAAAAGAAGGCUACUUCUGGAUACUUGAUGGCAUCACACUUAGUCCUGUCAAACGAUACUGCCUAAUGGGCCACAGCUGUAUGAAGUUGGCUGGAUCGCCAUCAGAAGGGAUAUAUACACUUGCAAAUAACGUUGAAGUGUACUGUUACAAAGGAUGGACUUUGAUCGGUCGCUUCUCUAACAGAGACACAAAGAACUGGAUGAGAGACGAUGCYUCCUGGUGGUACGACGUCAUGACAGGYCAAGGUGACACCACCAACACAUCUGUCAAUCAAGACAUGAUAUCUCCCGCCUUCUGGUCACUUCCAGGCAGKGAGUUCAAGAUCACACGAUCUGACGAUCCAAGUCACACUGCUCUACUUCAAACCACAUCUAACUGUCUGGGAUCCCGUACAUUUCGUUCAAUGAUAACGAGCUAUGGAAACUUCCGCAACGGUACCGUGUGGGCGAAUGACAAAUGUCUUGGAAGCUGUAGUGUAGUGUAUGGUGGCCAAUACUCCUCUACUGAUGGAUUCUCCCAGGCAAAGUGUAGCAGCAAUAUCCAAAGCAGUAAUAGGAUCGGGUUUUGGUGUCAUUGGAGUGCUGAUGGAGCAGUGAUGAUGAUUGGUGGAGGGGGUAGCGCAUGCGCACGAGCUGAUCAUGGCAUCGGUAUUACAGAAGAGAACGCAGCUGAUUUUGCCACUACACAAGUUGAAUGUSACUUCGGAGAAGUUUUAGGCGAAGGAAGUGGUUCUUGUCCGUCAUCAUCGUAUGCUCUUAAUUUGUGGAUUCGACAGCUUUAAACACAUCUUUUUUCCCAUUUGUCUCAGUCCGAAGUUGAAAGAAAGACUGGUGAUGAUUUCUAGGAAUUAAUUUGGAGAUCUAAAACGCUAGACCAMGUUCUAUGCACUACAAAGUCAAUACAAACAACACAAACCAAUAUGGAAACAAAAUAGCUUGAUGUGUGUUAGUCUAAUUCGCGCARGGUUAUGUACACAGUGCAGUGAGAUGCCAGAUGCAUGCAUUUUUAUGGUGCUUUUUGUGUAAAAAUAUAAAAAUAUUGUAUAAMUAGAUUGUUUAGUACGUUCUUUUCA